Pseudopipra pipra is the source of this 6866-nucleotide messenger RNA. RefSeq names its product paired box 7 (gene PAX7). Gene Ontology annotation, molecular function: DNA-binding transcription factor activity, RNA polymerase II-specific; RNA polymerase II cis-regulatory region sequence-specific DNA binding. The transcript has 11 exons. Gene Ontology annotation, biological process: regulation of transcription by RNA polymerase II; anatomical structure development. Lineage: Eukaryota; Metazoa; Chordata; Aves; Passeriformes; Pipridae. The record is from RefSeq and is a predicted model, not a curated record. The coding region runs from base 457 to 2025 and encodes 522 amino acids.
CCCAACUUCCCCGCGCUACCAACUUCCAGCCCCCCUCCCCAUCCAACACCCGCUUCUCCUCCUCCCACUCCCCCCCGGCUCCCGCAUCCCUCGAGCGGCACAACCACUUCAGGAAAAGAAAAAAAGCGCAAUAACAAACUGCGGGGGGACUCGGCUCCCCCCGCCCCCCCCGGCCCUAAGCCCAGCCCAGCACGGAGGCAACUUUGGAUGUGUCUGCUCUUCCCGGCACUCCGGGUUACAUUCCUCCGGAGCGCCCGCUCAGGCCGGUUGUGACAUAGCCCUAAAACUUUAAGAGGAAUUUCUGCCGCGGGCUGGAAGAUCGAAGCGCUUCGGCUGCGAGGAGAGGCAGCCCCGCAGCCCCUCCCAGGCUUUCUCGGCUCUCCCGGGGCCAAGGGGUGCCCCCCCACCCCAGUUCGGACCGGACCCUCUCGGCCGCCCCGACCCCCCCCCCCCGCCAUGGCAGCGCUGCCCGGGACGGUGCCGCGGAUGAUGCGCCCGGCUCCGGGGCAAAACUACCCUCGCACCGGCUUCCCUCUGGAAGUGUCCACCCCGCUGGGCCAGGGAAGGGUGAACCAGCUCGGAGGGGUUUUUAUCAACGGCCGCCCGCUCCCCAACCAUAUCCGGCACAAAAUCGUGGAGAUGGCUCACCACGGGAUCCGGCCCUGCGUCAUCUCCCGCCAGCUGCGGGUCUCCCACGGCUGCGUCUCCAAAAUCCUCUGUAGGUACCAGGAGACGGGCUCCAUCCGGCCCGGGGCCAUCGGAGGCAGCAAGCCCAGGCAGGUCGCGACUCCCGACGUGGAGAAGAAAAUCGAGGAAUACAAACGGGAAAACCCCGGGAUGUUUAGCUGGGAGAUCCGGGACAGGCUCCUGAAGGACGGGCACUGCGACCGGAGCACUGUGCCCUCAGUGAGUUCGAUUAGCCGGGUGCUACGCAUCAAAUUCGGGAAGAAAGAGGAAGAGGAGGACUGCGACAAGAAGGAGGAGGACGGGGAGAAGAAGGCCAAGCACAGCAUCGACGGAAUCCUGGGCGACAAAGGUAACAGGUUGGAUGAAGGCUCUGACGUGGAAUCUGAGCCAGACCUGCCCCUGAAGCGCAAACAGCGCCGCAGCAGAACCACCUUCACGGCCGAGCAGCUGGAGGAGCUGGAGAAGGCCUUCGAGAGGACCCACUACCCCGACAUCUACACCCGUGAGGAGCUGGCCCAGAGGACCAAACUCACCGAGGCCCGUGUGCAGGUGUGGUUCAGUAACCGCAGGGCGCGCUGGCGCAAGCAGGCAGGCGCGAACCAGCUCGCGGCCUUCAACCACCUGCUGCCGGGGGGGUUCCCGCCCACCGGGAUGCCCACCCUGCCCCCCUACCAGCUGCCGGACUCCACCUACCCGACCACCACCAUCUCCCAAGACGGGGGAAGCACCGUGCACAGGCCCCAGCCCCUGCCUCCCUCCACCAUGCACCAGGGGGGACUCGCGGCCGCCGCCGACAGCAGCUCAGCCUACGGAGCCCGGCACAGCUUCUCCAGCUACUCCGACAGCUUCAUGAACGCUGCAGCUCCUGCCAACCACAUGAACCCCGUCAGCAACGGCCUCUCCCCACAGAAGCAGGGUGCCCAAAACAAGAUGCAGUGCUCCAGGUGGAACCUCACCAUAGCCCUGAACAAUCAGGUGAUGAGCAUCCUGAGCAAUCCCAGCGGGGUCCCUCCCCAGCCCCAGGCCGACUUCUCCAUUUCUCCCCUUCACGGUGGCCUGGACACCACCAACUCCAUCUCUGCCAGCUGCAGCCAGCGCAGUGACUCCAUCAAGUCCGUGGACAGCCUCCCGACUUCCCAGUCCUACUGCCCUCCCACCUACAGCACCACCAGCUACAGCGUGGACCCGGUGGCUGGAUACCAGUACGGACAGUACGGACAAACUGCUGUUGAUUACCUGGCCAAGAACGUGAGUCUGUCGACGCAGCGCAGGAUGAAGCUGGGAGAACAUUCCGCCGUCCUGGGCCUCCUACCAGUAGAGACAGGCCAAGCUUAUUGAAGAGUCCAACUGUGCCAACAACCUGCUCCAGCAACUUGGAACCACUGGAGAAAACACCACCAGCCUUCCAGAGAUCUGCCUGUACCCAGACCCUACUCCUUCCCAAUUCCCUUCCACCUCCACCAACUUGAGCUGCAAAGGAGACGGGAAAGAGCGGGAGGGCUCUCCAAGUAUCCAGCUCCUCCAGAGCACUCCAGAGGCAGCUGUGGCCUCUGUGACCUGACUCCUCCUGUGGCCAGAGACAGUGGGUUGGGUACAUUUAUUAAUCCCGAGUUCAUGCCCUCCCUCUACUAAACUACCUGGCCAUGGCAUUUCGCCCACACUUAAGGACUUUCCAUUGAUCUAGGUAGUUGGCAUAGUCAAAGCCAAAUUGAUUUUUUUUUCUUUUUCUGUAAAAAAAAGAGAAAUGUUUCAUUUUGUUUCCUUUUCUUUCCAUUGCUGUAAAUUUGGUGAAUGUAUAGGAAGGAAUAACCAAGCUGAUCAUUAAGGGUGAUACAAAUCAGGACCACAGAAGACCUAUGGACCAAAUAUAAGAACUCGUUUAAAAACAAAAAGAACAAACCACAAAGACAAACAAACCCAGAAAAACAUAUAUUAAAGUGACAGCAAAUUUCCCCACCCCACUCUACCCUCCGUUCUCACUGGUGGCCUCCCAAAGCAGGGCCAGGUUGCUGCUAAGCAGGGGCAGGAUGGAAAUCCAUCCAGCCUGGGACCUUUGGAAAAUGUAAAUGGCUGCAUGAGGGCUGCAGAUGACGGGCACAGGCAUGAGCAACAUUUACUUUUUCUUUUAUGGACCAAUUUAGAGCUGACUGUCACUGAAAGGACGUGGGCACCGGGAGCAGCAGGAGAUGGGACAGCACAGAGGAAGGGCAGCGGAUACACCCCAGAGCGCAGGAGCUGUUGCUCAUCUGGUUGAGAAGGGUGAGGGCUGUUGGUGGCCCUUCCUUCUCUCAGCAGGAGAGGAGUUGGCCCUGAGAGCAAAGACAAGAGAGGGCAGAGUCAGAGGUGUUUGUGAGCUCAGUGUGCAAAGCCAGGGUCUUCUGCAGGGCUCACCUGAAAGGAGACGGUGCUUGGUCUGGAGGUGCUUUGCCACAGUCUCUCACUGAGGGAUGGAUGUGGCCUGGCCUGAGGUAAAAGGGACCUGAAAAGCCUUUCUAGCAGCAGCUUGGAAGGAAAGGUGCUCUCAGAGGCAAGAUUGCACCUCUUUGUACUGCAGGAAAAUAUUUACCUUCCCGAGACAUUCCUUAUCCUUUGGCUGCCAGGAGAAAUGUUUGCCCCAUCCCUCCUCCUGGCUCUUCCCACACCCAUCUCAUUCCGUGUACUCUUCUGUACAACUCAGUCUCUUGGUCCCUUCCCUCUGCUUUCCAUUUUGGUGGUAGAACCUCUCUCUUUCUCUCUCUUUCUCUCUCUUUCUCUAAGCCAGACCUUGUUCUGCAUUUGUCACCCCACUCUUCUCCAGCAGUGAAAAACAGUGCUCUCACUUUUGUGUCACCUCAUUGCACUGCUCAGAUAAGCACAGUUUAAGUAGUUUCCCUUUUGCAUGUGGGGACGGAUGAUCCUUGAUUCUUAAGCAGAUAUGUAAUAUUAUGGAUUUUUUCCCCUCACCUUCCUGUGUUGAGAGGAUUCACUUGAAGACAUUUGAUGUGGAGAGGGCAAGGAAAGCUGCCCCAGGGAUAAACACUGGGAUGCACAGAGUCUGUGCCACCAGGAGCUGGUGUGUGAAGUCCAGUGACAGCAGGCAGUGUUUAUGUCAUACAUGGGCUGUUGGAGUUUAUCAUACACUUACUGUUUGAUAUUUCUAGGAUAAUGAAUGUCUGCUUUCGGUCACUGGUGAUAAAGAGGGACCACGAGGUGGGAUGAGUCUGGCCUGGGUUGUUAAACGAGACACUUUCCACUUGCUCUCAUUUCUGUUGCUGCUUCUUCCAUUCUUCCCAAAUAACCUGUUCUUGUUUUUGCAGCUGAAACAACAUUUUUCUGGGGAACUAUCCCCUGCCUUGCUCCGACAUCAUUUAUCAUGAACCACCAAGCCACUUCCCUUGAGCCAUAUGGAGAAGUACCUGUCCUGGCCAAAGCAGGGGUUGGUUUCUGAUGUUGCCCAGCAUCCUCUUGGAGCCACAUAUGGCUUCCAUCAGCUUUGCUUUACGGCUCUGACAGAGCCAGCUCUACAUUCCCAAAAGCAUUUUCAUACACCAACUUGGCCUCUCACAUGGAUAUGUCUGUGCAGGAGCCCUGUGAGAGGUGACAUCUGCAUCCUGAGGCUGAUUCCUGUCCUUUAUGCUCCACAAAUCCCAAUUCAGCUUCUGCUUGUCCAGCUGUAUCACACACCAAGCUUCUCUCUAGUUGUGAAAAACAUUCCUUGGAUCACAAAGCUUUUGAAGCACUUGCAUUCUUCAUUCUCUUUCUCAGGGCAAUCUGUGGCACCUACAGCUGCUUGAACAGGUGAGGCCAAAGGGACUGAUUUCCUCCAGGUGACUGAGUAGCCAAAACUCCCUGGAUGAGCUGUGUUACCUGAAGGACUCUCCCUGCUUCGCUCUAGUUUGAAAUCUUGGAAAGCAACAAAAACCCCACUGGUUUAUAGUGUUUACAUGUUAGAGCUGAUCCCUGUUGAAUUCCAGUCCUGGCUUAAAAGCCGUUCCCGACAGUAACCUCCAGCCACACAUGAAGUGGGGAAUCAAGGGUGUCUCCAUGAUGGACACCAGUGAAGGUAUCAGUGACUGAAGCACCUGCUUGAACUUGCUCCUGUGCCUCAGCUUCCUCCUGAGCCAACUGCCAAAACAACAGAGCCCACCAUUUUCUUACAUUGAACAGUAUUUAAGAGGCCAAAUGCUGAUGAUUCCCUCCCUGGGAGCACCUUCAAACCUCCGUCCUCAUUGCCACUGGAACAUGGGGUUUGUAGCUGGUGAUCUCUUGCCCUGUUACUGCUCCAGCCAGUUGUGAUCCCUCGUCCCUUAUACUGAAAUUCCUGACCCAAUGCAUUCCUUGCUGCCUUCUGAACCAGAAGGAAAGUUCCAGUUUGUCAUGAGAAUUGCUUGUCCUGCUCUUAUCUCCUCUGUUCCCUUACCCACCCUGCUGUGCACACACAUCUCCAGGGAUCCCUCGCCUGUGGACAGUCGGUCCUCGCCGCACGGGCUCGCGAGGAGGACUCGACCUGAGCUCAGCACCCAGUGCAGGACCCAGAAAUCAAAACCAUUAAAAAGAGGGAGCACUGCAGAAACCUCUUUGCCAGUUACCUUCACCAGAAAGUCCGUGGCCACCUGGGCACUGCUGUAAAUAGGAUUCUUAGAGGACUAUGAAAACCCCCCAUGCUUAGCACAAAUAGCUCUUCUCUGACCUUUCCCUUGUGGUCGCACUUUGUACAUUAGUUGGAAAUUUGGUCAUGUGCUGUAUGUUUAUAGAAAGUUGACAUUUUUUUUAUACUAAAAAACACAGUGAGUGCCGUGCUAGUUUAAAAAAAAAAAAAAAAAGAAAAAAAAAAGGAAAACCCCCCCAAAAAAAGUAAAAAAAGGGGAAGGGGGAUGAACUGUAGAAAUUUGCCUAUUGUGUGUUUUCAAAAUACAUUCCAGAACCUGUGGGGUGGGAUGGGUUUGAUUUUGGGAUUUUUUUUGUUUGUUUGUUUCUUUCUUUGUUUUAAGGUACGUUCAUGUAUGAAAGUCAAAGUAUUUUUUUGUUUUGUUUCGUUUUGUUUUUUGGAUUGCCAACCUCAGUUCUGCUGAAAAGAGACAAACUCAGGGGUGGGGUGGGAUGGGAGGGGGGGACAGAACAGAGGGAGGUACCUUGAAGGUGAAACAAAACUGAGCAUGGAAGAGUGGCAGUGGCAGUGCUGGACAGCAGGCAUUCACUGGAGAGUUGGACUCGUGACCCCUGGGGGUCCCUUCCAAACCAGAAUAUUCUGUGAUUCUGAAACUACAUCAAACCAGACCCGAAAUCAGACCCUGAAGAACACGUGGACGUGGCCGGUUGACACCGACCAAGUAGGGACUGAGCAGAUACUCAACUCCUGGUGGCUCUGAGGGAACCCAAACAUUGUUCUGCACCUCCUCCAAACAGCUCACUGAGCAAAGGGACACACUCAGAGAUGUUGUGUCAGCUCCACAGCUCUUCCCUGCCUGCAGACGAGCCCUGAAGGGACAUGCUCUGGGGACAUUCUCUCAGCUCCACAGCUCUUCCCUGCCUGCAGAUGAGCCCUGCCAUCCCUGGGGAAAGGAACAGUGCCAAGUGGGUUUCUCUGACCUCCCCACAGCCCUGCCUUCACCUCUCCCCACAGCGUGGAUGUCGCAUCACUGUGUCCAGCAGCUCAGCAGAUUGGCUCCUGUCGCUCCGAGACUUUUUGUGUAUUUAAUGCUUCUAACCCGUCAUCCCUUAACACCUCCAUGUACCCACCUGGGGAAUAUCUACAUAGCACUCUAGGGCAUUCCUUAUUCCUAGUAACUGCGGAGAUGUCGCUUCUGUGUUUGCCUCCUAGCCAUUUGCUGGUGUGUGAGUGUGGGUGUGUGGGUGCCUGCGGGUGUGCGUGUGUAUAUAUAUAAUCGCACCAUAAUUUAUUCAGCUAUAUGGAGUAGAAUAGUAGAAAGAGAAAACUGGUUUUGCUUUAACUACCUGCUGCCUGUAGGUGUCUUUCUGUAACUCAGGCAUAACUGUUAUACAUUAAAAAAAAAAAAGGAAAAAAAAGGAAAAAAAAGGAUUAAAAGUGCCUUUGGGUGGCUUGUUUGCUUAACGCGCUCCGUGGUGUGCCAAGAGCAAGGGGGGAAAGUGGGGAAGCAGAAAUAUCCGACACACACAGGCAAAGUGCAGAUGUUUUUGCUCAAAGAAGCAAAAUCGCGGGGCUUCGUUCAUUAAUGAGA